Molecule: messenger RNA, 1827 nt
Organism: Arxiozyma heterogenica
Lineage: Eukaryota; Fungi; Ascomycota; Saccharomycetes; Saccharomycetales; Saccharomycetaceae
Gene: DBP9
Product: ATP-dependent DNA/RNA helicase
Exons: 1
Coding region: 1-1827 (608 amino acids)
Molecular function (GO): ATP binding; RNA helicase activity; nucleic acid binding
Source: RefSeq, a predicted model, not a curated record
AUGUCCAAAAUGAGCAAAAAAAAUAAUAAAGAAUUGGCUGCCGAUGUUUACAUUGAUGAUUCUGUCAAUUUUGAAUCUUUCCAAUUGGACUCAAGAUUACUACAGGCUUUAAAGGGAGCUGGUUUUACUCACCCUACACUAAUACAAUCCCAUGCUAUUCCGUUAGCACUCCAACAAAAAAGAGAUAUUAUUGCUAAAGCUGCCACUGGUUCUGGUAAGACUUUGUCUUAUUUGAUACCUGUUAUUCAAACUAUUCUGGAUUAUAAGAAAAAUGAAUCAAGCGCAGAUCUUCAGAAUGAGAGUAAUACAUUAGGUAUUAUAUUAGUUCCUACCAGAGAACUUGCUCAACAAGUGUUUAAUGUUUUAGAAAAAAUGAUUGUGUAUUGUUCCAAAGAUAUUAGAAGUUUGAAUAUUUCUGCAGAAUUACCAUCUUCUGUCAUGAAUACUUUACUUUUAGAAAACCCUGAGAUCAUUAUUGCUACCCCAGGUAAAUUAACUAGUUUAUUAGACACUAAAAUUAAUUCCAUAUCCUUAGAUAAUUUGAAGUUUUUAGUUAUUGAUGAAGUGGAUUUAGUUUUAACUUUUGGUUAUCAAGAGGACUUGAGUAAGAUUGCUGAAUAUUUGCCAUUGAAGAAAAACUUACAAACUUUCUUAAUGAGUGCUACCUUAAACGACGAUAUCCAAGAUUUAAAGAAAAAAUUUUGUCGUUCUCCAGCUAUAUUGAAAUUCAAUGAUGAAGAAAUUAACAAAGAUAAGACUAAAUUAAUUCAAUAUUAUGUUAAAACCUCUGAAUUUGAUAAGUUUUUAUUAUGCUAUGUUAUUUUUAAAUUGAAUUUAAUUAAGGGAAAGACAUUGAUAUUUGUCAAUAAUAUUGAUAGAGGAUAUAGACUGAAAUUGGUUCUUGAGCAAUUCGGUAUUAAAUCGUGCAUCCUAAAUAGUGAAUUACCAUCCAAUUCAAGACAACAUAUUGUGGAUCAAUUCAACAAGAAUUUAUAUCAUUUAUUGAUCGCUACUGAUGAUUCUGAAUACUUUCAAGAAGAAGAUGAGGAAGAAGAAGAAAACUUAAAAGAAAAUAAUAUGAAAGAAUCUAAUGAUAGAGUUGAUGAGAAUAAAUCUAAUGCUGAGGGCAAUAAGAAGAAAAAUAAAUCUAUGGAGAUUAAGAAAGAUAAAGAGUAUGGUGUAUCUCGUGGUGUUGAUUUCAAAAAUGUGGCAUGUGUUUUAAAUUUUGAUUUACCAACUACAGCAAAAUCAUACGUCCAUAGGAUUGGUAGAACUGCGCGUGCUGGUAGAACUGGUACUGCCAUAUCGUUUGUGGUUCCAUUAAAAGAAUUUGGCAAACAUAAACCAUCUUCAUGUCCAACAGCAAAGAGAGAUGAAAAGAUUUUUUCCAGAAUUGUGAAACAACAAGGUAAAUUAGGUCUUGAGUUACAACCAUACUCUUUUGAUCCAAAACAGAUCGAAGGUUUCCGUUACAGACUAGAAGAUGGGUUCCGUGCAGUAACUCAGGUUGCAGUUAGAGAAGCAAGAAUCAAGGAAUUAAGAGAAGAACUAUUAACUAGUGAAAAGUUGAAAAGACAUUUUGAAGAAAAUCCAAAUGAAUUACAAACAUUAAGACACGACAAAGAAUUACAUCCAGCCAGGAUACAAGAACAUUUAAAGAGAAUACCUGAAUAUUUGUUACCCGAAGCUGCUAGAAAACAACUCAGCAAGAAGAAGUUAGGCUUUAUUCCUUACAGCAAUCCUAAAAAGAAUGGUCGUCACAAUAAGAAAGGCAAAGUGACGAAACGUAAAAGUGUUAAAACAGAUCCACUCAAGAACUUCAAAUAA